AUGCCUCAAUCCACUCUCUCUUUCGCCCACCUCGGCGACAAUCUCGAUGCAUGGUCACGCUCGCCCCUACACCCCACUCUGCUACCCAUCGGAUUCCUCGCCCUUGUCCAUGCAAUCAGAGUCAGUCAUGCAACUCGACAAGUCGCCGGUAGCCACAGGAACAAAUUAGGAACAUGGCAGAGCUUCCUUUUGAAUCAGAUCCUCAUGUUCGGAGGUGUCGUUGUGAGCGGGAUGCUGUUAGGCAUUCCUUCGCCUUUGUUUCGUGGAUCGUCGGUGGUUGUGCUUUAUGGAGGAGUGCAUUUGGUAUUGCAUGUCGCCGGGCUGGGGAAUUUGUUGCUAAAGGUGCAGGAUCAUGUGUUUCUUGGGACGCUGAUGGACCUCUCCUUCGCACUGUUAGACGGCAUUCUUCGAGCAGAAGGGAUCAUCGAUCUUGGUGUUGAGCCCGUCCGACAACACCCCUCACCAGCAAUCUCGUCGUCACUGUUCGCCAUUCUCCUCAAUUCUGCCAUUGUCGGUGGUGCAAUGCCUCUUCUCAUCGACCUCUUCCGUCUGGACUCACCGUCGGGAGAAUGGAGCAUCCGCAGUCCUACUUGGGCCAAGAACCCGUUCAACGGUACAAACGAUCUCUUCAGCUCUGCUUUUCUUGCGCUUGUCUACACAGCGCUCAGCAGUCCAGCUCCAGCACAAUUCCCCCUGAUUGGUGGUGUGGUGAAGAGUUUCGGACUGGAGAAGUUGAGCGCAAGGGAUAUCAGAACGCUAUGCUCGCUAGUGCUGGGAGCGAUUCUUUUGCUUGAGAAGGCCACUGUGUUGGCUAGGAGCGGCGAUCUGGUCUUGAAGCCAAACAGGCUCAACGGCGUGGUGAAAGCGAACAGUCACAACAAUGGCACAGCGAAUGGUGUCGUGAAGAAACAUAAAACCAAGAAGCAGCAAUGA
Molecule: messenger RNA, 933 nt
Organism: Ustilago hordei
Lineage: Eukaryota; Fungi; Basidiomycota; Ustilaginomycetes; Ustilaginales; Ustilaginaceae
Exons: 3
Coding region: 1-933 (310 amino acids)
Source: RefSeq, a predicted model, not a curated record